Molecule: messenger RNA, 1482 nt
Organism: Rotaria sordida
Lineage: Eukaryota; Metazoa; Rotifera; Eurotatoria; Philodinida; Philodinidae
Source: the annotation of a GenBank genome assembly
AUGUCAACUAAACUUCAACGAAGAGCAAGUGUUGCUGGAGUGCGUAAUCGUACAGGAGAUUCAACUGAAAUGACUCUUGACGAUUACUAUCAUAUGGUAGCAAAAACUAUUUUAUGUAAUCAAAAUCCAUUAACAGGACUUUUUUCUGCUGGUAAAGAUACAGAUCAUGCUUGGGUACGCGAUAAUGUUUAUGCAAUUAUGGCUGUUUGGGGUUUAUCGUUAUCUUAUAAAAAACAUUUGGAUCAAAUGGAAAAUUGGACAAAAUGUUAUGAAUUAGAACAAAGUGUUGUUAAAACAAUGCGUGGUUUAUUGAUAUGUAUGAUGAAACAAGUAAAAAAAGUUGAAAAAUUUAAAUCAACAUUAAGUCGUGACGAUGCUUUACAUGCUAAAUACUCUUCAGUGACGGGUAAUACAGCUGUAGGUGAUAAUGAAUGGGGACAUUUACAAUUAGAUGCAACUUCAUUAUAUUUAUUAAUGCUUGGUGAAAUGACAUCAUCAGGCUUAUAUAUUGUUUAUACUCUUGAUGAAGUUGAUUUUGUUCAGAAUCUCGUAUUUUAUAUUGAGCAAUCAUAUAUGAUUCCAGAUUAUGGUAUUUGGGAACGAGGUGAUAAAACAAAUCAUGGUUAUCCAGAACUUAAUUCAAGUUCAGUUGGUAUGGCUAAAGCAGCAUUAGAAGCAAUGAAUGAAUUGGAUUUAUUUGGUAGUAAUGGUGGUCCACGAUCAAUUAUACAUGUUUCAUCAGAUUAUAUUUAUUGGUGUUAUUCAGUACUUAAAUCAAUGUUACCACGUGAAUCAUUUUCAAAAGAAACUGAUGCAUCAUUAUUGAGUAUAAUUAGUUAUCCAGCAUUUAGUAUUGAAGAUCUUGAUUUAGUAACAGAAACAAAAACAGGUGUUAUAUCAAAAUUACAAGGUCGAUAUGGUUUGUCGAGGUUUUUACGUGAUGGCCACAAAACACCAGUUGAGAAUGCAUCCAGAUUACAUUAUGAUCCACAUGAAUUGAAACGAUUUGAAAGAAUUGAAUGUGAAUGGCCACUGUUUUUUUGUUAUUUAAUUCUUGACGGAUUAUUUCAUGAAAAUGACAAUCAAGUUGCACUCUAUUAUGGUCUACUUGAAGAAUGUAUUAUUAAAGAUCCAGAAGGUGUACAAAUUAUACCAGAAUUAUAUGCUGUACCAGGCGAUAGAGUAAGAAUAAAAAUUUGAUCUUAACAGAAAGUGACUAUUUUUAAUGUAAAUAAGGACUAAAUUCAUUCUGCAGAAAUCAUGUUAUAACUAGAAUUUUGACUCUAGACUAGGAUUGACAUUUUAACUUUACUUUUAUAUUAAAGGUGAACGUAUCACCUGUACUAUAGAUUUAUCUUUAGUAGCGAGUCAAAAAUACUAGCGACUCGCUAGAAUUUGUUGACAAGCCAAACAGAUUCGUGAGAACGAAAGAAAAUUUGUUUCAUUCUCUUAUAGCUGAUUGGCUUCUCAUCAAAGACGAGC